Messenger RNA from Corythoichthys intestinalis (scribbled pipefish), 1820 nucleotides. It is a transcript of the gene ube2d2, whose product is annotated as ubiquitin-conjugating enzyme E2D 2 (UBC4/5 homolog, yeast). Gene Ontology annotation, biological process: protein polyubiquitination. The record is from RefSeq and is a predicted model, not a curated record. Lineage: Eukaryota; Metazoa; Chordata; Actinopteri; Syngnathiformes; Syngnathidae. Gene Ontology annotation, molecular function: ubiquitin conjugating enzyme activity. Gene Ontology annotation, cellular component: nucleus. The coding region runs from base 249 to 692 and encodes 147 amino acids. The transcript is spliced from 7 exons.
UGUGUACGAGCACAGGCCCGCUGUGAUUUGGUAGCCGCUGCAGUAGGAGGAAGGACCGCGGGUCUACCCCUUCCAUCGUUUACUUUCGACUCGAAAAUCUCUAGGUUGCCCUUUAUAGUAGCGAAUAGCGAACGUUUGAGUGUGCUAUAGUCGUGUUCUAUGAUAUUUACGUCGCUGUGUUCUCAACGGACGGACAUCAAUCGCCAUUUUAACCGCACGUUUUCACUGACAGAAGCGCUAGCACAACAAUGGCUCUGAAAAGAAUCCACAAGGAAUUGAAUGACUUCGCACGGGAUCCCCCCGCCCAGUGUUCAGCUGGACCAGUUGGAGAUGACAGUUUUCACUGGCAAGCCACAAUAAUGGGGCCUGGUGACAGUCCUUACCAAGGCGGGGUUUUCUUCUUGACCAUCCACUUCCCCACAGACUACCCCUUCAAACCACCAAAGGUUUCAUUUACAACAAGAAUCUACCAUCCAAAUAUUAACAGCAACGGCAGCAUUUGUCUUGACAUCCUGCGAUCACAAUGGUCUCCAGCCCUCACCAUCUCCAAAGUUCUGCUCUCCAUCUGCUCUCUGCUGUGCGACCCAAACCCAGAUGACCCCUUAGUACCCGAGAUCGCCCGUAUCUACAAGACGGACAGGGAAAAGUACAACAAAAUAGCCCGGGAAUGGACACAAAAGUAUGCAAUGUAGUGUUGAUAGAGCAGAAUCAACCAGCUCUAAGGCAAACGUUUGGGGAGCUUGAGAUGUAAAGAGAAAACAAACUAAAAAAAAACACAUACAAACAAAUGAAAAGUUUAAAAUAAGAUCUUGUUGGUUUCCAUUGGAGUGCUUUCAUUGAGCCACGCCUCCCCCUCACCAGAGUACCUCUGCCCCCCCAUUUGUGUUGUCUUCCCUACCCCAACCUGUCUCCAUUUUUCUGUCUUGCCUGCCCUGCCUCAAACUAACAGCCAACUUGCAAUUGUAAUAAGCGCCUCUUCUGUAGUACCCCUACCAUUUUAUUUCCCCCGUCUGUACUGUUUUAUUUACUUCCCUUACAGGUUGGGUUGCUCCUACAGCCUUUCUUGCGCCCCCAUACUCAGUCACCCACCACAAAUAGUCAAUCACUUAAAGCAUUCCUUUGAACAUCUAACUUUGAAGGGACCGGUUUCUUUUCCAUUUUGGGGGGAGGAGGGACACAUAAAUUUGGGGGAAUUUUUACACUCUGAAAUCCUUUGUUUAGUGUUUUUUUUUUUCUUUUUUUUUUUUUUUUAAUUACUGUUGAGAAAGCAGACCAACUGUGUUGAAGGGCACUCUGUAUUAAAUAUAAGACUACAACACAUACACAUGAACAGCCGUAAACCCACGUCACCCUUACAAUGGCCACCAUCUUUUUCACAAAGUGAAGGUUUCGGACCAGGUAUUUAAGAAAUGAAUUUUUCCUAGUUCAACCUGCGUUUUUAAUCCCACCCACACAUCCAUCUCCCUAUAACUCUUUAGGCUGCUUAUUUUCUUUUUGUUAUUUGCUUUUUUUGUUAAAUUUAGAGGCUAACAUCUUAAACGGCUCUGGGACUGGCUUGGGCUCUUGAGUGCGAGGAGAACCCACUCUUCUUGCACAAACCUCUGUAUAUUGAAUUACCUGAGAGGCUCGUUGAGCUUUGUGUGUUGAUUAAACUGUGUAAUAAAAAAACCUUGACUCCUUUGUUGACUAAUUUUAACACCUUUUGGGGAGGACAUGGGUGGACGGACAGGGUUAUUUUAAAGCUGGUCGUGCCUAAACCAGCAAAUUCAAUGCACUACCGCUAUUUGUUUCCUACUCUUCCAUAAAACUUGUCAGAAAUA